AUGGCUGGACUCACAACACUUCUCUCUUGUUGUCGCCCCGACGGGGCAGUCAGUACCCGGAACGAAACGUUCUCUGCUUAUACGGUGAUCUGCGACAAGCCAAGACCGACAAAACCACCGCGUAUCUCAGAUUCGAAUGCCGCGCAACGGGAUAUUAUAAACAAUGCAAUUGAGAUCCUGCGUGAUGCAGAGAAGUAUGGUACAGAGCUCGAGGCACAGCUUAAUGACCUCGUUGUAUCCACAAGCUGGACAGAAUGGAUCGCUGAGAAUAUCCUGGCUGGUAUUAAGGCGGCUCUGAGAGAUGGGAGAGAAAAGAUGGGACAAGCUAUGACUAUCGCUUAUGAUGAGGCUGCCAAGGCUGCUGAUGAACUUUUCGAGUUUGCGGGAGAUCAUCCCGUGCUGACUGCAGGGUUGAUUACCAUCAUCGCCGUUGGUAUCUUGGUAAUUCUGGCUCCUAUGAUCGUCGAGGCACUGGGAUUUGCUGAGCUUGGUCCGGUGGAAGGGUCUUUCGCCGCCUUGUGGGAGAGUACAUAUUCCGGGUUCAUCCCAAAAGGCUCGCUAUUUUCAUUCCUCCAGCGCCUUGGCAUGGUCUGGGGACGCGGAUGA
Molecule: messenger RNA, 606 nt
Organism: Pestalotiopsis fici W106-1
Lineage: Eukaryota; Fungi; Ascomycota; Sordariomycetes; Amphisphaeriales; Sporocadaceae
Exons: 2
Coding region: 1-606 (201 amino acids)
Cellular component (GO): membrane
Source: RefSeq, a predicted model, not a curated record